Salvia splendens (bonfire salvia) is the source of this 2641-nucleotide messenger RNA. Its product is annotated as protein DYAD. NCBI's taxonomy places the organism in Eukaryota, Viridiplantae, Streptophyta, Magnoliopsida, Lamiales, Lamiaceae. The coding region runs from base 139 to 2451 and encodes 770 amino acids. The record is from RefSeq and is a predicted model, not a curated record. The transcript is spliced from 11 exons. Gene Ontology annotation, biological process: reciprocal meiotic recombination; meiotic cell cycle; meiotic sister chromatid cohesion.
UCUCUCACUCAUUUCUUCACAGCUUUCACCACUUCGAUCUCCUUCCGUUUUCAUAUUUUUUCACUUCUCUCUCUCAUCGCAAAUGCUUGAAUUUGCACUUGUUCAAUAAAUCUUCCGCUACUUUUCACACAACAGACGAUGGUGAUAGAGACCUACUACAGGAAACGCUCAAAGAAAGCCCAUCAGCCCUGCAUGGAAAUGGACCAAAAAGAUGCGGUGCAAGGCAGCGUUGCUGCGGCAGAGCCGCGUUGUACUCCUCUGCUUCAAGAUAGCCAGUUCUUGAUUGGUGGUGGUGGAGAUAAAUCCCCGAUAGAAAACUAUAUGAAAGAGGGUUAUCUUUACGAGAUUUAUCAUGCUCAGUUACCUCCAAGAACCCCAGCUCACCUCCGCUCCAUCAGAGUUGCUAUGGCAAGAAAUAUGAUUGUCUGCGAGAAGACGGAGGUGAAUGUGGCAGUAAGGUAUCCAAGCAUGGAGUCGCUAAAAGCAUUUUUCAACUACAGCUUGAGAGAGUCUCACCCUUCUUUGGAUGAGAAGUUUGUGAUGGGGUCGGCGCUGGCAGCGAGAGUGCUUGUUCGGAGAGUUCCGGCUGAGAUCUUCAUGGAGCAGAAGAGUUGGAUUGAUUUCUGGGUGAUUGCACAAAGGAAAGGAAGUAGCUGUCUGUCUGAGGCUCUCAAGGGGAGUGGGAUGGUGACAUGGGGGAUAAGAAGGCAAGUUAAGUAUUUGGGUAGGCAUAAGGAGAGUGAUGAUAAUAAUGAUGCUUAUAUUGCUCAGAACUCAUCUUCGAGUUUUGUCAAUGGAGUUGAGGAAUCUCAGAUGGGAUUAUUAGCUACUGGUGAUGAUGAAGUCCAGAAACAUGAAGAUGCUGACUGUGGAGAGAGAGGUGAAGAUAUGGAAAAUUGUGAUGAUCAGGAAAAUGCAGAGGAUGAAGAAGAAGAGGAGGAAGAGGAAGAAGAAGAAGAGGAUGAAGAAGAUGAGGAAGAGGAAGAGGAAGAGGAGGAGGAAGAGGAAGAAGAGGAGGAGAAGAUCAAGAUUGAGGAGAUUAAUGAGAACAUGAAUAGAAAGAGGUACUCUUUUAGGAAUUUGAGCAUUAGGAAAACGAAGAAACCAAGGCUUGAGAUCAGAAAGCAAAAGCCAAAUCAGACGCAGAAGAAGAAUCAGAUCAAGAAAAUCAAGGGUGGUAAGAAAUCAAGGGGAUCACUCGUUCAAAGAGAUCCAAAAGAUCGUUGGUCUACUCAAAGGUACAAGCUUGCUGAGCAAAACCUUUUGGAGGUGAUGAAAUCAAAGGGAGCAACAGCUGAGAAACCGAUCUUGAGGCCUCAACUGAGAGCAGAAGCAAGAAAGAGGAUAGGCGACACAGGACUACUUGACCAUCUCCUAAAGCAUAUGGCUGGAAAGCUUGCUCCAGGAGGGCAGGAGAGGUUCAGGAGGCGGCAUAAUCCUGACGGAGCAAUGGAGUAUUGGUUGGAAUGCGCCAAUCUUGUUAAAAUCAGGAAGGAUGCUGGAGUGACUGACCCUUAUUGGGUGCCACCACCUGGUUGGAAACUUGGCGAUUCCCCAACUCAGGACCCUAUAUGUGCUAGAGAGUUGAAGCUGCUUAGGGGUGAUGUUUCAAAAAUUAAAAGAAGUUUGGAACUGAUGGCAACAAAGAUGCAGUUGGAGGAGGAAGUUGGAAAGUUGAGAAGGGAGAUUGGUGAAAUUCAUUACAAGAAAAAGCAACAAGGUCAAUCAUUCACUGAAGAAUCAAACAAGUAUGACAUAAGUCAAAAGCUGGAUCAGCUUACUGCUUCUUUUGAAUCCUUAAAACGUGAUUUUAGCAGCAUGCACCUUUCAGAGGAAAAGUACAAGGAACAAUUGAUGACCAUCUCUGAUUUUGUGAAAGACAUCGAGGGAAAAUUUGAGAAGCUAGCUCCAAAUGUGACAGAAACAGCAAAAACAGGGUCUUCAUUAAUGAUAAUGGGGAUGAGAGAGAAAACAGCAUUGGAGAGCAAAGAAGAGCAAGUACAAGAUGCAUUAAGUGCAGGUGGUGAGGGAAAAAAAUUACAGUUAGAGGAAAAAGCAGCAAAGAUAGAAAGGCUGAAGAGUGGUUUCAGAAUCUGCAAGCCACAGGGCACUUUUCUGUGGCCAAACAACAACAGCACCAGUUCUGUGAAGGUCCAAGUUGAGGUUCCCACUCCUCCUUCAGUUUCCUCCUCCACCAUGCCACCUCAGCUUCCCUACCUCUAUCAGCCACCACCACCACCACCAUCACCAUCCAUAGUCAAACCCUUGGCUGAAAAACGUGCAGUAAAAGUCAAUCUAAGUCAUGACGUGCCACCGUACAAGGUUUCUGCAAAUAGGCCGACAUUGGAGAGUGGUGGUGGUGGUUAUACAGAGACGGCAACGAGCUGCUCUGAGGUAGGAAGCUGGUUGGCACUGUCUACUACUCUCAAGUCUGAUUCCAGCCAUGGUUGAAUUGAUAAUAUAUGCUACAUAUAUAUUCUGUUAGCUUUCUUUCUAUCACAGUCAAUAUAAAACAAUAUGGUAUGAUGCCAUUAGGCCUUUAUAUCAGUCACUUGACUCUUGAGAUAUGGAAGAAGAGUAAACGUUGCAUGCUAUAAUUUUUCAAGGAUUCUUAUGAUACUCAUCAUUUAUAAUCCUAUUA